This is a messenger RNA of Heteronotia binoei (common prickly gecko), 3255 nucleotides long. Its product is annotated as zinc finger protein 345-like. Gene Ontology annotation, biological process: regulation of DNA-templated transcription. Lineage: Eukaryota; Metazoa; Chordata; Lepidosauria; Squamata; Gekkonidae. The record is from RefSeq and is a predicted model, not a curated record. The transcript has 7 exons. The coding region runs from base 113 to 2596 and encodes 827 amino acids.
GCAGCCCGCGGAAGAGGAGCGGGAAGCCGCGGAGAGAGACACCUCUCUUCAUACCCAAGGGACUAAAGGCAUCUUUACCCGGUCAGAGGUGACCUGAGAGAAGGGGAAAGAGAUGGAAGAGCAGAACCCAGAAGGACCUGGAACUUGCAUUGCAGCAACUGAAAGCCUCCAUCCCACCCAAGCCGGGAGUGAUGUUGAAUUCUGGGAACGCCUGGUGCCAAUUAUCCAUGAUCAGCUCACUGCCAUCUCAGAUGUAGAUUGCAGACGCUUCCGGCAAUUCCGUUACCAGGAGGCCGAUGGGCCCCGAGGGGUCUGUAGCCAGCUCCAUGGACUUUGCAGCAGGUGGCUGAGGCCGAAGAGGUGCACCAAGAAGCAGAUUGUGGACCUGGUGAUCCUGGAGCAGUUCUUGGCCAUUCUGCCCCAGGAAAUGCAGAGCUGGGUCAGAGGGUGUGCGCCAGAGACCAGUUCCCAGGCGGUGGCCCUGGCCGAAGGCUUCCUCCUGAGUCAGGCAGAGGAGAAGAGGCAGGCAGAACAGAUGUGGGCACCAUCCAUGAAGACAGAAGCUGCAAUUCCUGAGGCAGAAGGAGCUUCUUUGGAACAAGGGGAGAGGGCGCAGGCCACAGAGCCGGCCCAAGAUGCCCUCUGCUGUGUAACAAGCAGUGAAGAGAUGCUGUUGAGUGUUCCUCUUUUCAGAGAUGUGAAAACGACUGCUGCAGCUCCAGUCCAGGGUCCCUUUUCCUUUGAGGAGGUGUCCGUCUCUUUCACGGAGGCUGAGUGGGCCCUGCUGGAUCCAGGACAAAGAGCUCUGUGCAGGGAAGUCAUGCUGGAGAACUAUGGGAGCGUGGCCUUUCUGGAAAUGAGAAGUAUAAGAAAGACAGUGGUGGAAACAGACCAUGGCUUUGCAUCCAAAGAAAUGCUGGAGAGUUCAACAAGAGGAUCUGGGGAGCAUAUUUCCUUCCUAAAUGAGCUGGCUGAGACAGAGGAUGAUCAGAGAAAUGAGGACGACGAGGAACUUCAUCAGCAAAUGCCAGUCAGAGUUAAAAAUGAAGACUUGAAAGAAAAUGUCAGUUAUCAAGGCCUAACUCAGAGAAAGUACGAUGGCCAUAUGGCUGAGAAUCAAGAUGGAAGAAAGCGUAACAUAACUAAGCACAGGAUAAUGAAGGAAAGUCAAUCCAUUCAGUGUGGAAAGUACAUUAGAAGUAGAUCGCAGCUCCUUGUGGACCAAGGAACCCACACAGGGGAGAAACCAUUCAAAUGCACAGAGUCUGGAAAGAGAUUCAGUAGAUUUGGAAAUCUUCAAGAACAUCAGAGAACUCAUACAGGGGAGAAACCAUUUUCCUGCAAAGAGUGUGGAAAGAGAUUUAGUCGGAGUGACACUCUCCAACGGCAUCAAGUAACCCACACAGGGGAGAAACCUUUUGAAUGCUCAGAAUGUGGGAAGAGGUUCGGUACGAGUGGGUAUCUUCAACAGCACCAAGCAAUGCACACAGAGGAGAAACCUUUUGAAUGCGCAGAAUGUGGGAAGAGAUUCAGUUGGAGUGGCAAUCUCCAGCGGCAUCAAGUAACCCACACGGGAGAGAAACCGUUUGAAUGCACCGAGUGCGGAAAGAGAUUCAGUCAUAGUAGCAGUCUUCAGGGCCAUCAAAGAAGCCACACAGGGGAGAAACCUUUUGAAUGCUCAGAGUGUGGGAAGAGAUUCAGGACGAGUGGGCAUCUUCAACGGCACAAAACAAUCCACACAGGGGAGAAACCUUUUCAGUGCUCAGAGUGUGGGAAGAAAUUCAGUUGGAGUAGCGAUCUGCAACGGCAUCAAGUAACUCACACAGGGGAGAAACCCUUUGAAUGCACAGAGUGUGGAAAGAGAUUCAGUCACAGUAGCAGACUUCAAGGCCAUCAAAGAACGCACACAGGGGAGAAACCUUUUGAAUGCACAGAGUGUGGAAAGAGAUUCAGUCACAGUAGCAGACUUCAAGGCCAUCAAAGAACCCACACAGGGGAGAAACCUUUUGAAUGCACAGAGUGUGGAAAGAGAUUCAGUCACAGUAGCAGUCUUCAAGAUCAUCAAAGAACCCACACACGGGAGAAACCUUUUGAAUGCUCAGAGUGUGGGAAGAGAUUCAGUCGGAGUGACACUCUCCAACAGCAUCAAGUAACCCACACAGGGGAGAAACCUUUUGAAUGCACAGAGUGUGGAAAAAGAUUCAGUCAUAGUAGCAGUCUUCAAGAGCAUCAAAGAACCCACACAGGGGAGAAACCUUUUCAGUGCUCAGAGUGUGGAAAGAGAUACUGUUGGAGUAGCGAUCUGCAACGGCAUCAAGUAACUCACACAGGGGAGAAACCUUUUGAAUGCACAGAGUGUGGGAAGAGAUUCAGUCAGAGCUAUGGUCUUCAACGGCACCAAACAAUCCACACAGGGGAGAAACCUUUUGAAUGCGCAGAAUGUGGUAAGAGAUUCAGUUGGAGAGGCAAUCUCCAACGGCAUCAAGAAACCCACACGGGAGAGAAACCUUUUGAAUGCACCGAGUGUGGAAAGAUAUUCAGUCACAAUAGCAGUCUUCAAGAGCAUCAAAGAACCCACACGGGAGAAACCUUUUGAAUGCUCAGAGUGUGGAAAGGGAUUCAGUUGGAGUAGCAGUCUUAAAGAGCAUAAGUAACCCACACAGGGGAGAAACCUUUUGAAUGCUCAGAGUGUGGGAAGAGAUUCAGUCAGAAUAUCAGUCUUCAACGGCACGAAACCAUCCACACAGGGGAGAAAGCUUUGAAUGCUCAGUGUGUGUUAAGAGAUUCAAUCAGAACAGCAGUCUUCAAGAACAUCAAAGAAUCCACACGGGAGAAACCUUUUGAAUGUUCAGAGUGUGGAAAGAGAUUCCAUGAAAGUGGCACUCUGAAUCCACCAGAGAACCCACACGGGAGAAACCUUAUGAAUGCUCAGAGCGUGGAAAGAGAUUCACUCGGAGCGGCACUCUUCAACAGCAUCUAAGAACCCAUACAGGGAGAAACCCUUUUAAUUCUCAGAGUGUGGAAAGAGAUUCAUUUGGAGUGGCCAUCGUUCACCAGACCUAAGAACCCACAGGGAAGAAACAUUUUGAGUGCUCAGAGUGACUGAUUAACGAUAGGAGACUAACAAUAGAAGUCCUCAAUGGCAAUACAGAGGAAAAAUGCUCAGAAUGUGCAGUUUAACUCAGCAAGGAAAUCGUCUAGAGAAUCUAAGAGCCACCACAAAGAGAAACGAUAAAAAUGCUUACCCCAUAAAAA